Messenger RNA from Solanum tuberosum (potato), 1814 nucleotides. The record is from RefSeq and is a predicted model, not a curated record. Lineage: Eukaryota; Viridiplantae; Streptophyta; Magnoliopsida; Solanales; Solanaceae.
GUAGGUAGAUUACUGCUUGAUACGGAGUGAUGUUAAAUGUGACCACCUAAAUCCGUCAACAUGCAUUAACGCCGUUACUUCUACCCCCACUGAUCAACUCCCACUCUUUGCUCCACUCAGUUCAUUUCACUACUCUAUUAUCCACACUUGUAUAGCUUCUUCUUCCUCAUCCAUGUCUACUAUGGAUUCCAUCAUUCAUAUCAACUACGUUUCAUUAAUUUUAGUGUUUUUGAUCAGCACGGUAAUGGCAACUUCUAUCGGCAUUAACUACGGUCAGAUUGCCGAUAAUCUCCCGCCUCCGGAGAAAGUAGUUCCAUUAGUGAAGUCCAUGGGAGCAACCAGAGUGAAACUCUACGACGCCGAUCCACAUGUCCUCAAAGCAUUUGCAAAUUCUGGUGUUGAGUUUAUUGUCAGUCUCGGCAAUGAGUACCUUUCCGAUAUGAAGGAUCCUGCUAAAGCUCAGGCGUGGGUUAAAACUAACGUCCAAGCUUAUUUACCGGCGACGAAGAUCACUUGCAUCGCCGUUGGAAAUGAAGUGCUAACUUUUAACAACACUGCACUUUCCGACAAUCUACUACCGGCGAUGGAAAAUGUUUACGCCGCUCUUGUUAGUAUGAACUUAGAUAAGCAAGUGAGUGUAACUACUGCACAUUCAGUUGCCAUUCUCGAGACUUCCUACCCGCCGUCCUCCGGAGCUUUCCGUCGAGAUCUUGUUAGCUGUAUUACUCAGGUGGUGGAUUUCCAUUGUAAAACUGGUUCGCCGUUUUUAAUCAAUGCUUAUCCUUAUUUUGCGUACAAGGCAGAUCCAAAGCAGGUGCAGCUGGAUUUCGUGCUGUUUCAGCCUAAUCAGGGGAUUGUUGAUCCAGUUACCAAUCUUCAUUACGAUAACAUGCUUUUCGCCCAAAUCGAUGCGGUUCACUCUGCUUUAGCUUCAAUUGGCUACAAAAAUGUCUGCGUUCAGAUCUCGGAGACAGGUUGGCCGUCGAAAGGAGACGCCGAUGAGCUCGGAGCUACGCCAGAUAAUGCGAGGAAAUAUAAUUGCAAUCUUAUUAAACUUGUGAGUCAAAAGAAGGGAACUCCGUUGAAGCCUAACAGCAAUUUGAACAUAUACGUCUUUGCUUUGUUUAACGAGAACUUGAAACCUGGCCCUAUGUCGGAGCGUAACUAUGGUCUUUUCAAGCCGGACGGCACACCGUCGUAUCCCUUAGGAUUCGCCGGUGUCAGCACUAAUAGCAGCUCCGGUAGAAGUCCGGCAACUGGCAGCGGUUCUACAACACCGACGUCGUGGUCACCGCAGGACGGAAGUUCCUCUCCCGGAUAUAUGUCCAUUACUUCUAAUUCGGGGAGAGGUCUAUUUUGCUGGAAAUCCUGGAUUAUGCAACUCCACAUCAUAGUGGGUUCAAUUUUACUGCUAUUUUCUCAACUGUAAACUCCAUUAUUGGACUUGCUGGGAAGUUCCGCCAUUGUUGAGUACUGUUGUAAAAGCUAAUUUGGGCGUUUCCGCCAUAGCUAGUUGCCGUUUUAUUCUUUGAUUAUAGUCUUAUUCUUUUGUUUAACGAAUAAUCGGCGGCUUGAUUUGCUCUGCUGAUGAGAUUCGUCGGUACGCCGGAAAGUCCAAAAGAUGACAGCUGCUCCUCGCUUUCCUCGCUGGCUUGAUGAUGUACUUAUUUUCUUCAUGAUAAGAUUAGAUCAAGUUGUAAUUUGGUAACAAUAAUUUUGUAUAUUUAUCUAUUGCUACAUUAAUUUGUACAAUUGUACUCCAUGUAUUAUUAUAGCUUCAUUCAUCAAUGGCAUCUUUUCUUGUUUCAUUAAAA